ACUUAAUGUCACGCAUUUCUAAGUUAUGAUUUGCUGAGUCACUGGUGCUCAUCAAAUUUAAUCAUCUUUUUAAAAUAAAACCGGGGUCAGGCUAAGAUGAUAAUUUUAAAUUGAAGCAAGUUAUAAACGGUCCUCGGCGUCUACUGCGAAAGUCACUCUUGCGAAGAUGGCACAACACAUAGGCACUCUCUUGGCUGUUCUUAGCGUUGUUGUAGUUUCGUCAACUGCAGUUAAAUGUCCUGGGACAGCCACAUACACAUUAUCGUGGAAAGCUACUUGGACCAAAGCAAAUCAUCCGAAUACAGUCCUUCCAAGCAGUGCACACUUUUCUCCUUUAAUAGGUUGCUCUCACAGUGCGGACUACAUCAUGUGGCGAAGAGGACAGAAAGCUUCUUCUGGCGUUAAGGUGGUCGCUGAAACAGGUCAAACUGGAACUCUUAAAGGCGAAAUAGAGUCUCAAAUCUCUGGGGGAAAAGCCUUGCAGCUCAUUCUGCCCGCGGGACCUGGGCUUGGUGCAGUGGAUGAACUGACCAGUAUUCAAGUCAAGGUUACCUCCAACUUUUCAAGGGUGUCUCUGAUCAGUAUGCUCGCUCCAUCCCCCGAUUGGUUCGUAGGAAUUGACAGCCAUGAUCUCUGUGACAAUGGCCAGUGGCGAGAGACCUGGAACGUGACCAUGUUACCACCGUAUGAUUCAGGCACAGAUAGCGGGCUUCAGUUUAACAGCGUCAAUCAAGCGACAGUGCCAUUCGUAGACAUUUUCCGGAUCACUAACACCAUGGAGGGUGCAUUUAAAGCCCCAAAUCCCAUCGUAAGCCUGGGAGAAUUCCGAUUUAAAGGGCUUAACCUCACGCAAAGCCAAAUGAAUAACACCGUAAUGAAUUACACGGAUGGCUCGGCAACGACUGUUCUGUAUAAACCAACUAGUACCAUGACUACGAAACUCUCACAAACCACAACGGCGCUGUACGACUCAGCCAGCAAAGAUUCGGUUGGCUUGUUGCUCUUUAUAGGCGCUCGUUUAAUACUGGCUUGGCUGUUUUGAGUUAAAAACUAAGCAUAGAGACUACAUAGAAACCCAGGGUGUACCAGAUGCUACACAGGGUAACGAUAUCCUAGGAGUAUAUUAGGGGUGUACCAGAUGUCAUAGUGAGAAGCUGACGUAUCUCAUG
Pocillopora damicornis (cauliflower coral) is the source of this 1169-nucleotide messenger RNA. RefSeq lists its product as uncharacterized. The record is from RefSeq and is a predicted model, not a curated record. Lineage: Eukaryota; Metazoa; Cnidaria; Anthozoa; Scleractinia; Pocilloporidae. Gene Ontology annotation, biological process: cell adhesion. Gene Ontology annotation, cellular component: extracellular matrix.